This is a messenger RNA of Naegleria lovaniensis, 414 nucleotides long. RefSeq lists its product as uncharacterized. Lineage: Eukaryota; Heterolobosea; Eutetramitea; Acrasida; Naegleriidae. The coding region runs from base 1 to 414 and encodes 137 amino acids. The transcript has a single exon. The record is from RefSeq and is a predicted model, not a curated record.
AUGCAUUACUAUUGCGUGGCUUGCAAAUUUGAACACACCAAGCAACAGAAAGUCUCUUCCAAGUCAGUGCUAACAUUGAUCCAUAUUGUGAUCCAUAUCCAGGCAACGACGUGUCAAUUUGCCUAUUUGAGUCAUGUUUCUGUUGUACCAACUUUUUCAUCCCACAAGCCGUCCAAGAGAUCUGUACCAACCUUAUCAUCCAGCAAGGUUAUUGAUGUAGGAUCUAAUCGACCUACCCCCAUUACUUACUCAAAAAGCAUCCAUAACAAGAAAUCAAUUACUCCAACUGUGAAGGCUAUCAGCAGCAUGCAAAAGAAGGAAGCAGGGCGGCCUAUUAAAGAUUUAGAAACCUCCAAGCACAGUCUCAAUUCCUCUUCUUCAUCCGUUGGCCCUAAAACCUUCAGUAAAAACUAG